AUGUCGGGAUCAAAUAUUAGACAGAGGAAAGAGAAGGAUACUUCAAAAUCAAACAUUCAAUCUUCAAAUUCAAAAAACCCUUUAGUUAGGAGAUUAGCAUAUUAUCAUGAAUUAGAUGAAUGGCAGCAAGAUAAUCAUUAUAUAAAAUCUGGUUAUGUUAAAGGUACAUCUUCAUAUUUGGAAAGUUUUAAAUCUUUAGGUUAUUUACAUAAUGAAACAGUUAAUAUUUAUUCACAUCUUAUACCUUCGAGUAUAUCAUUUUGGAUCAUUUUAUAUUAUAUAAAUUUUCAAUUGACUCAAUAUGAAAAUUAUCUUGGAAUUUGGGAAAAAUUGAAUUUCUUACAAUUCGGAUUAGCAUGUACGUUUUUUUGUACAAUAUUCACAUUACAUCCUGAAUUUUCAAAAAAUUAUUAUAGACCAUAUAGAUCAACAAUGUUUAUACUAUUUGGACUUUCAGGAGUUUUACCCGUAGCAACGGGAGUUUAUGAGUUUGGAUUUGAAACAACAAAGCAAAGAUGUGGUAUCAUCUGGUUAAUUUUAGAAGGAUUUUUUUAUAUUUUAGGAGCUGUGUUAUAUGCCAUUAGAUUUCCAGAAAGAACUACACAUGUUGAAGAAGACGAACAACUGUUAUUAGAUAACCCAGUGGCUGGUAAAUUUGAUAUUUUCGGCCAUUCUCAUCAAAUUUUCCACAUUUUUGUUGUGAUAGCUGCUUUCUGUCAUUGGAAAGCUUUGGUUCAAUGUUAUCAUUAUUUGCAUCAAAAUAUUUUACAGUAG
Lodderomyces pseudojiufengensis is the source of this 774-nucleotide messenger RNA. RefSeq names its product PAQR-type receptor. Gene Ontology annotation, molecular function: signaling receptor activity. The record is from RefSeq and is a predicted model, not a curated record. NCBI's taxonomy places the organism in Eukaryota, Fungi, Ascomycota, Pichiomycetes, Serinales, Debaryomycetaceae. Gene Ontology annotation, cellular component: membrane. The transcript has 2 exons. Bases 1 to 774 code for a protein of 257 amino acids.